GCGCUAGUGUGUUUGCAUUGUUAUGAGUUGAAAUAGGGGUAUAGUUCCAAAAGUUGCUACCUCAAUUAAAUGCAAAUUCAGGUGCCGCGCUAGUGUCGUUUAGUUGAAAUAGGGGUAUUAGUUCCGUAGGUUGCAACCUCAUCCGCACAUGGGAUGAAACUGGUUUGGUUUCAUAAGGUUUCAUACUGCGACUUAAGUAUUCAUUCGUCUCAUUGUCAUUGUUAUUGUGAAUGUCGUUGAAGAAGCAGCUCGUGCUUGUGCUCGUGUUUUUUCAUAUGUGCAUAUUAUUUUGUAUUUUCUUAGUAAAUGAUCUUCGCAUACUUUACGUUAGCUGACAGAAACAGAUUUGGAUUGAAUUUGAGCAAAAUCAAGAACAAGAAAUGGCCGGAAUAUCCAACGUGUACGAUCCUGAACCGGCUGUGCCAACUCUGCAAGAAAAUUCAGCAAUCGCCAUUGCCUUCCAAGUAUUGCGCUAUGAAGUGAACAAAUAUCGUACGAACAACGAAUUGGAUAAAUUUAAUCCGGAAGAACUACACACUUCAUUGCGAGAAAAAUUACCAGAAUUACCAACCGCCAUUUAUGAUACUAUCGAGGAAUACGUGAAAAAACUUGGGCGUUCAGUGGGAAAUUGGCUUCGGCAGCAUCACGUCCCAAUAUCUUGGUAUCAUUACGGACAUAAAAAUUAUAUUUUGUACGACUUCGAUGAAUUUGUUGGCGAUUCUGCCGGUGGUAUUGAUUGGGAUAAGACUGCAGAACGUAUGAUGCAUUGUGACACGUUGAGUAAAACUAAAAAAUUCAAGGUCGCUUGUAUGUACUGCUUUGAGGAUGAUGUCAGACGAAUUUGGCCAUCUGUAUGGAUGAAAAUGGGCUUGCAUCUAAUAGAGUUUGACGAAUGCCCUCAAUUGUACUAUUGGUUUUGCUGUCUCAGCAAUCGGUUGGAUAAGAUACGGAACCGCAGGACUGGUUCGAUCGAUGCAGCGAUGUUUUAUGAGUGCAUCUAUCGCGAAGAGGCAUCCUGGAAAUAUUUUUGGAAUCGGUUAUCUCCCAGUGAACAAUUAAACAAAGCAGUGGAUGUUGCUCGUAUAGAUCAAUUAUAUUGUGUAGAGCGGAUUUUACCAAAAUUCAACGACCGGCAGCUCGAAAUAUUCGUGAAUCGGAUCGCGAGUGGAUGUAAUUUGAUAUAUUCUUUGAUUAUGAAUGAUUCGCGUGAUGGCCAUCAUCGUGUUGACAAAUGUUUUCAUCAAGCAUGGAUGCGCAUGAAAAACAUAAUGAGCGAAGAUUUAUUUAUAAAAUUGAUAACAAAAAUGUGGGAGAUCGAAAGUAAACAUUAUAAAUCGUAUAGGUUUAAGGAUGGAUGGUACGGUUGGGUUGACAAGAAUCGGUACGAGAGAAUUUGUUGUCGAUUUCGUGAACUAUGGAAUUGUGCUCCACGUAAUUUUAGAACAUCAGUGACGAAAAACGUUGUACCCAAAUUAAGAUUGUAUAAUUUCAAUCGCGAUUACAGUCACGAACCCAGCGAGCACGAUCGUCGCAAUAAAGAUCCUGUUAAUUCUUUAGAAUUCCUGUUCACCAUCCUUUCAGACGCUUCUUUGUUAGAGAGGCAUUCAUUUUGGUGCAACUGCUGGCCGGAUUUAAUCAAAGUCGCACAUUUCAACGAUUUGUCACGAAUAAUGGGAAUAUGCUUCGAAAACGAUGACCAGAUUAUUCAAUACAAAGAGAACGUCAUUGCCGGAAGCGACAUUUUACGAGAGAUUUGUGUAUCAUUACUCACACAUUCGUACUUCGAAGAACUAAACGAGCUUGCGAAUUUUUGUUUUCCCAAUGAAGAUUCAGCGAAACAUUACAAACAGCAAUUGCUUCAAUAUAAAGGUUUUCGGUGAAACGACUAUAUUCUUCGAUACACGUAUUUCAAACAUGCCAACCAAUUCGAUAAGUUCAUCAGCAAUAAUGCUUAAGGUAGCGUUGAUCUAUAGCUACAGAUUCGUAUUCAGGAUCUUCUGUAAAUCAAUUAUUGCUGCGGUGUUCGGGAAAUGAUGAUGAAGUUGCCAAAUUUUUAAGUAAUCUGCAAGAUUUCUAAAGUCUGAUUAUUUUUAGUUAAUUUAGGUGCCUAUAUUGAUCAAUCAAGUUGAACAUUUCGAACGUUUCGCUUGAAUUUCCUGAGCCAAGUUGAUAUGUAUUUUUAAGAACUCUGGUAACUUAUAAGUAGAUACCUACCUGAUAUAAAAUGUCUCGACUUGAUUUUUAAUUUUUUUUUCUAUGUAAUUCACGAUAAUUUACCAAUUGUUGUAUGCUAGACCUAUUAAGUAUUAAAUUGAUUCUAUUUUGUGUAAC
Planococcus citri (citrus mealybug) is the source of this 2331-nucleotide messenger RNA. RefSeq lists its product as uncharacterized. The coding region runs from base 381 to 1880 and encodes 499 amino acids. NCBI's taxonomy places the organism in Eukaryota, Metazoa, Arthropoda, Insecta, Hemiptera, Pseudococcidae. The record is from RefSeq and is a predicted model, not a curated record. The transcript is spliced from 2 exons.